AUGGGAUAUUUGUUAUCUGGCUCAUUUGAUGGUUACUUUGGCAGCUUAUACCUUUUGUGGAGUGUCUUUAUUAACACUGACUGCAAUAAGUGUGGACAGACUUUUCGCCUUGCUACUGGGGCUCAGAUACAGACAAGUUGUAACUGUAAAAAAGACAUACAUAGCUAUCAUUGCCUUCUGGAUUGUUUCUGUUGUUGGCGUACCAGCUUCUACAGCUAUAAGAGAAUAUGUUACAUAGGUACAGCGCUGUGCUUAGCCAUCACAAUCGUCGCUUACUCAAAAAUUUUCUUCCGUCUGCGUCAUAACCAAAUUCAUCGGAUCCACCCCUAGCCUGCGAACCGCAGACGCAUUUCCGGUCGUCGUUUCUCUCCCUCCGAAAAAUAGCGUCUGCGAACCCGAGCGACAAAACGAUUUCCGUGACGUAAAACCUCUUGUUUUGAUGUAGGCCAAUCAGAUCAAAGGAUAGAAUACAGCUCGAGUGACUCCUCGCGACCUCGCGCGCUGAAGUGUCUUGGAUUUUGGAGAGAAUUACCAAAUACGCUUUGGAACGUGAAUUUCACGACCAUAACAAGGUGUCCUGCGACGUUGAAUGCUGACUUCUUUAUGAAGCAACUGCUUCUUAAGCUAUGUAUGUGAUGUGGGCCUUUGGUUUCGCAUUAUAAAAUACGGUAAUACGUGACAUAAACAAAACCUGGACAAAAUAAUCGCUACAGUGAAAGGAAAGUAACAUAGCUUAAUGACAUCGCGCUCAGACUUAUUUAUUUCAAUUUAACCAGCGCUGACAAAAGGUGGUGAAUCAAUUAUACAGGUACAUCCUUGACUGAUUCAGAAAUCUCUAACAAUCGCUCGUUAAUAAUUCUAGUAUCGCCACAACACAAUGAUCUGAAAUAUUAUAAACCUGGGCCAGACCCAGCGUGAAAUAAAUAGUUACAGCGGUAAAUAGAUCAUAGUCAAAAUGACAUUUCAGCUACGACGCUUCUACUCAUCUCACAAAAAACUAUGGAAAUGAGAACCUUGAAAAGAACAUGUAUUUAAAGAAAUAUAACGGAACAAAUAUAAAAUGCUUUCGAUCUUGAUCUGAUCAAAGUUCUAUCUGAACCAAGAACCAACCACGCACGGGAAAUCAAUUACCACAUGUCCUACCUUUCAAAGAUAAAGGAUAUCUACUAAAAAAUAUCUAAAACGGCACACGACAAACUAUCGAAGAGUUCUCCAAGGCAUACUUUCCUGCCAGGAACCAGAAAGGAACAGAAGCAACAAACGGCGUGAUGCGUCUACUGUGAUGAUUAGGACAGUUAUCGUUUCGAAUAUGAUCAAAACAACUACGUCUGAUAAAUCAUUGACUCCGUAGGCAAAUAGAUGAAAAAUGUCCUCUAAUCUUUUCUUCGAUAUGAAUCCUCUUGAUACUUAUUUCGUCAAUCAGUCCCACAAUCCUGGCAAAUUAACUUUCGUAAACGCGUCGUUCUGAUAAAAAAAGGACGGCUAUACACAAGCCACGUCGUCCUUUCAAUUUCGACUUGAAAACAUAUCCAUCGCGCACGAUCCUGCGAGAAGUCUCGCGAGUUAGUUCCUUGAUUUUAAGAGCUAAACCGUGAUUGGCUAAAAAGGUUUUACGUCACGGAAAUCGUUUUGUCGCUCGGGUUCGCAGACGCUAUUUUUCGGAGGGAGAGAAGCGACGACCGGAAAUGCGUCUGCGGUUCGCAGGCUAAUCCACCCCUUACAAGGAGAAAGCCAAGCAAUUCAAAUGAACAUAGUUCGAUACAGAGAGGUAGUGUACAGUGCACUGUUGCUGCAGGCCGCUUUGGUCGUUUGUUAUCUGCCACUUAUCAUAGCGACAGCUUUAAUACAUAAAAGAGGGACGCAUUUAUCGUCUUACCUUGCUUGGCAAUUUACAAUUACUUUAGUAUAUAUAAACUCAUCUAUGAACCCCUUUAUUUAUUGCUGGAAGAUCAGAGAAGUGAAAUUAGCUGUAAAAGAAACAUUAAGGCGACUCGUCCAUCGAUGGAGCGGUUAGUUUACUAUGGUCUACUCUGCUUUUUAGCUAUAAAUUCAUUCCAAACCAAAACUUGCUUUACGAAAAAAUCCUCCCCGAAAAGAAAUGAACGGUUUUACUUGAAUCAUUUUUUUAUACAAGCGAACAUUGCGAUACACAAAGCCCAUAUACUCCAGUAAAAUGGGGAAAGCCGCGAGCAGAAUUUAUUUCACUGGAGAAUUUCAGUUUUCCAUUCAGGCUAGCGGUAUAUCACGUGACUCAGUUACUGGCUUAAUUUACACUGAUUAAAUGUGUUACAGUAAACACCCGCGUGUAAGAACCUAGUGGUUUAAAAGCCUGCCGGCAGAAAUUGUUCACUUUAAUUUACCCAAACAUAAAAGAACCUGUUUAGCCAAGCAAGAUCAAGCAGGUUCUUAUACGUGGGUUAAAGUUCAAUCAUUGCUUUCGAGGUACGAGAACGCAACCUCUAAUUUCUGUUGGGUGUCCUGUGCAAUUAAUAAGGGAGUUUUUUUCGAGAUUGCAUUUGUGUCGACACAUAUUUGCCUCGUUUUGAGGCGCUUGCUUACGUUUUGCCUCUCUUUGACACGCUAACUCACGUGGUGAUUCGUGUGUUCAUCUUUCAGACGUUUGGUGAGGUCUGCUAUUCUGUCUUCCUAAAGCCUUCAACUUUUAAAAGAGUGCUGAAUCUUAGUAAAGCUUACAUAUUUAAGAGUUUGCUGAAGGUCUACUAUCGAUCUGUGUUUAAUGAAUCUUCCAAAGCGUUCAUCUUUCAAAAGUUUGCUGAAACUUUACACCCUGAGUGAAAUUUUACUUUGGAUUAAGCCUUCAUAUUUUUCUUUGGAAAAUGCGUGCGAAUCCUGGUGCAUGCAUCAAAUCGGGUUGUUUACCUCGGCGUCCGUUUUGCCACAAAGUAUAUUUACCGGAGAGUUGUGAAGCUCGGCGUCCGUUGUGCCACAAAAUAAAUCUACUGAGUUGUGUAACUAGGCGCCCGUGGUGCCACAGAGUAAAUAUACCGAGUUGUGUAGCUCGGCGGCCGUUAUUCCACAAAGUAAAUCUACCUAGAUGUGAAGCUCGGCGGCGCCUUUUCAUCAGUGGAAGCUCAAUUCUAUGAUAUAUAUUAUUUACAUUUUAUUACCUUGCUUAUGCAUUAUAUUUCCUCUUUUUUGCUCUAUGUUUAAUAAAACUGUAUUGUUCUUAGCCAAUCCUCAGAUUCAAGAAUUUUUUUUUAAUGUCUAUUGUUAUGAUGAAAAACAGGUUACAUUCAAAUAAUUCCCUAAGCUCUGAAACUGUUUCAGUUUCAGUUUCAGUUUAGUUUCAAUGUAUUUUUUUCCCAGAAAAAAAAAUACAUAUGCAUAGAGAUAUCCAAUAUAUUACAAAAAUGUUAUUUAAAGAUUAAAGAGACGUAAAUUGCAAGUAAAAGAAUUUUUAAAAAAAAUUCCUGGCGAGGAAGCUCAAAUGGAAACCUUAGGGCUUAUUAUAUGAGCUCGCUUCCCAACCGAAGACUAAACAUAAUGAAUAAAUAAGCUGCAAAAUCAUACUGAAAUAUAAUUAGGAUAAAAAGCAAGCAAAACAAAACGGACAAAACAGACAAAAAGCAACAAAAAACAAGUAUUAUUUACAAAUGGAUAAUCAACUAAGAAGAAAUGUUUUUAAUCUGGAUUUAAAAAGACAGAUAGUAGCAGCAAAAACGAACGUAAAGCAUUUUUUCUCUUUAAUUCUCAAACUCAUUAAUAAUUCAUAAAGAAAAUUCAAAGGAAAUUAAUGUUUAACGAGUGUUUGGAUAUCGGAUGAAAAACUGCUCAUUUUUGCAUCCUUAAUUUCUCCUUCAAAAAUGAUUUUGUUUGAGAAGAAAUAUCAAACAUUCGACACAGUGUUUCAUCGCCAGAUGAAACACCUCGAAGUUCGUCAAAAAUACUCCGCUACACGUCGUAUUUUCAACUCUCUUCUCGGUGUUUCAUCUGGUGAUGAAACACUGCGUCUCAUGUUUGAUAUAUUGCUUCUCAUCUCGUAAGUAUGGUACAAACUGACCCAGACAUAAUUUAGCCAAUUUUUUAAACAUGUGUAUACUGUUAAUACUUCCUGUCUGCGAUGAGACGAUUAGUAGUACAUUAAUAAAAAGCAAUUUUUAAUCAAUUUGAAUCUUUGUUUUACAGAUGUAUCGAUCAAGACUCGGUUAAUAAACUUUGUAUCACUGAUCAUGACAGUUUAGCUCGUUUUCUAAAAACCAGACAAUUGUGCUAUUUGUUUUGCCAAUUGCACGGCAGCAACAAGAUUGCCAAUAACUCAGAAAUCAGUCAGAAAUCCGUUUAAAAAAAUGAAAAUACAGCUCACAUAUCUAAUUUGUUUUUGACAUGUUGAAACUAUCAUCUAAGGAAAACAGAUAUAUUAAAAAAAGGUUCGUGAAACUGCAAUAAGCGUAAAAGUCUCUUGGCCUUUAAUAACAACACCACAAACCAAAUUCGAAUGAAGAUUUAUUGUAGCCGACGUGCUUGGUACUUGAAAUAAAAUGCGUGGUACAGAGAGUGUGCAUACAAACAGCGUUGAUUGAAACUAAAACGGUAAAAGAGCAAAAAAGUUACAAGUUGCGACUAAGGUAAAUUAGAGUAAGGAAAUAGCAAAACUGCAAAACGAGGACUGUGAAGUAAACUUACAUUUUUUCGGCCAGAGAAAACUGCUUUGAAGCGGACUGCGAAUAACGGGAAGAGACUUGCAAGAAACUAAAACAGAACUGCGCUAAGCACGGACCAAAAUGAACUGCACAAACUGUACUGCAAAACUACGAUAUGGAAAAUACGCUAGAACCACAGGCAGCCCAGACGUAGUAUGUGUCACUGAAUGAAUAUAUUAAUAUCCACAUGGACAAAUUAUUGCGAUGAGUCCUCGAAACUCCCAUGGACUAAAAUAGUCUAAAAGUCAAAAUAUAACAAAACAAAGCUAAGAUACCUUCAACUGAACGUAUCCUUGUCUUUCCUGGCCGGUUUAAGUGGCAUUUUGUUGAGUUUUGAAAUUGUAGGUACUAUCCACUAAAGAAGAAUUAAAGGCUGGCUACAAAACAAACAGACCAUCUCCACGCGCCUUCACACGAAGCGCUAUAAAUUCGAGAAUAAUCGACGAAUCCGCUCCAAAUAACCAUCGGCUAAUCUGCAGGUAACGUGUGCUCCUGCUUCUGGCUCGCUUGCUCCACAAAACCCAUCGCAACUGCACAAUAAUUGCUCGCUCAUCAACAACCACUGUUGACCUUUACGCUUCGAUAUGACCGCAAACGACCAGGUUUAAUACGCGACGUGAAUAUUCAAGCUUAGCGACCGCGUUCGCGCAACAAUGCAGCACUUGCUAUGGGAGGGAUGGUACUAUUGCUUCCAGGUCAAUCAAUCGGGAAAAUAAUAUUGAAGCCCUUGUAAUUUUUAAAAAGAUCCAAUUUGCCCAAGGAGCACCGAACAGAUACGAAUCUUAUAGCGGAGCUAAAAAAAAUGAGCGGCAGUGGAAAAAGUGAACAAGAACAUAUACCACAUUUUCUCCAUAAAAAGUGAAAACCAGGAAGUUUUCUGAACGUUUCACGUUGCAGUCAUGCAAAUCAACGGCAAGGAAAUGUACAAGAAAGUGUGCUGCAAUUAGACCUAUUGUUGUUUUCACAGUUCUGGUCAAGGGCAUCCAACUUUUAAUUUUUCACAUUUCACUCACCGGGUUAGGCUAUUUUUCGUAGAGAGUAAAAUGGAAUCCUAAAAUUUUCGGAUUCAAAAAUGUGAUGAAAGAAGGUAUCUGAAAAAUUAUCUCCUUCGUAAUACGUUAAAUUGCAUCUAAAAUUUUCAGGAAAAUAAUUCUGAAUUCCUCGUAAUUUCGAAAAGACUCAAGUUCCUCUAGAAUGGCCGAACACUGAGAUGCAAGUUUUAUAGCGCUACUUAGAAUGCAUUUCUAUAGAGCUAAAAGUACUUUAUGAAUAGCUACAGAAGUGUUUUCAAUUGAAAGUAUUUGAGGAAACAGUCGUUGGGUGGCCCUGUCUCGUUGCGUUCUCCGCUUAGCAUUACACGAUAUAUUUUAUAUUUAGUAUGAGCAAACUAUAAAUCAUUAGCUUCGCUUUUAGCCCUCCUGACUAUGUAAGCGCUGUUUAGAAUGCAUUUUUCGAUCAAAAGUACUCUGGACAGCCUUAAAUGUGGGUUCAAUGCCUUUAGGGGGAAAUCAUCGUUGGGUUCCCCUGAGUUUUGAGAAUAAUAAUAAUAAUAAAAAAAGAUAUCGCGCACAUAAAUUUUACUUUACGAUAUCUUCAGCUGUAUCUUCUAUUCAGCUGCAUAGCUGGGGCCAGAUUUUGCCUUUUUCCUGGGCGGAAAAUUCUCGUCCUCCUUCACCAGUUUGGACAACAUAUUAUGGAGUAAGACGUUGUUAAUCUAAGCAAAUAAGUCUGGUAGAGUCAAGAACCUAUGCAAGCGGCUGGACGAACAAUAUGACAGCAGCUGAGCCAGCGGACGUUAGAAGAAUUCGAACUUGAAAACCAGGGCUGCCCUGUUGAAAACUUACGGACGGUCCCGCAAUCGCCUUUUGUUUUCUGGUCAAAACUAACGCAGCUAACCUUCGGUCAGUCGAUUGACCUAGAAGCAAUAGUACCAUCCCUCCCAUAGCAAGUGCUGCAUUGUUGCGCGAACGCGGUCGCUAAGCUUGAAUAUUCACGUCGCGUAUUAAACCUGGUCGUUUGCGGUCAUAUCGAAGCGUAAAGGUCAACAGUGGUUGUUGAUGAGCGAGCAAUUAUUGUGCAGUUGCGAUGGGUUUUGUGGAGCAAGCGAGCCAGAAGCAGGAGCACACGUUACCUGCAGAUUAGCCGAUGGUUAUUUGGAGCGGAUUCGUCGAUUAUUCUCGAAUUUAUAGCGCUUCGUGUGAAGGCGCGUGGAGAUGGUCUGUUUGUUUUGUAGCCAGCCUUUAAUUCUUCUUUAGUGGAUAGUACCUACAAUUUCAAAACUCAACAAAAUGCCACUUAAACCGGCCAGGAAAGACAAGGAUACGUUCAGUUGAAGGUAUCUUAGCUUUGUUUUGUUAUAUUUUGACUUUUAGACUAUUUUAGUCCAUGGGAGUUUCGAGGACUCAUCGCAAUAAUUUGUCCAUGUGGAUAUUAAUAUAUUCAUUCAGUGACACAUACUACGUCUGGGCUGCCUGUGCUAGAACAUGCGGAAAAUAAAACUAUAGAAACUUAGAAAGGCGCUAAUGAAGAUGAAACAGCAAAGAAACACUAACGAGGGCGCGAAAACUGACAGAAAGGAAUAAAUACCUAAAUUAACGCAAAAAAAAAGACUAAACAAAAGGACGAAAAGAAGUAUAAACUAAUUUGAAUACGCAAAGGAAAAACAAAUUACGCAAGAAUGAAUAAUAGAAAAAAUGUUACACUUGGAUCUUACAGUUCGCUUGAACGUAGUUGCUUCGGAGAAAAGUCAUGGUAAUGACAAGCUACCAAGCAAUUAGACACCUGUAUUGUUCUGCAAAAUUCACUGGAGAGUCGAGGAGAGGUACAUGGCGUUUUUAAUUUUAAAUAUUUUACCUUUCAUAUAACAGAUCCGAAUUGGACGCGCCGGGAGUUGAUGUGAAAGGGGGAAAUGAAUUUAAAAAGCAAUUUAAAUGAAGAUAUAAUCUUGACGUAGUGAAAUAGCAAUUUAAGCAAUUGCAAAUAAAUCGCCCAAAAUGUUAAAGUUAUAGCAAACAAAGUUUGACAUGUCUGGGGAUAUACUCGGUUAAGACGUCCUCUUCUAAAGAAAAUGUGGCCAAUUUAGUGCUGGUAUCCAUGUGAACGUCAGUCAAACCUGAUUAUAAAAAACCGGCACAAGCAAUUUGAAGCUACAAAAUACAGAAACACUUUGAUAUAAGCCCCACCAGUAACAGGCUCGCCAAUAAAAGCUCCACUCUAACUUGCAUUGAAAUGAAUUUCAUUUAUUUUGAUAUUUUGAAGCUUUUACCAGUAACUGCAAAACAUAUUUAAAUCAGCGCUGCUUUAGCUUGUUUCGAACAGCUUUUUUCAAUUUCGUUAAAAUCCCCCUUGGAUAUAAGCCCCUCCGUUUACUUUAUCAAGAGCCCUAGAAAAAACUCUUACAAAGAUUUAUAAUCCCAGGGCUUUUAAGCGGCUGUUUACGGCACCGCAUAUCAUAUGUUCGGCUCACAAACUUAACACCUCCGUUAGCGAAAUUUUCUCGUUCUUGCUCUCACUAUGUUUACUAAAACUGCUGAUUGCUCUCAGCUAAUCGUCGAAUUCAAUUUUUUUUCAUGAUUUUUUUAUGAUAAAAACAGGUUACAUUCUAAUUUCCUAAGCUCAAACGAACAUUUUAUUUUCUUUAAUUCCCACCUCGUAAAUGGCCCAGACUUUCGAGCCCAUUAUUUGAACAUUUAUACAUUGUUACUGAGACCUCACUGCCUGCCAUGACAUUAUGAGCGCGUCAGUUUAACCUCUAGCAAUUGACGAAAACCGUUUUUUACUCAAUUUGAAUAUAUGCUUAAAAGAAAUAUCGAUCAAGACUUGGUUAAUAGACUUUUUAUUACUAACAGUUUAACUCGUUUUCUAAGAGCCAGGCAACUGUGCUAUUUGCUCGCUAAUCGCAUGGCAACACAAAGGCAACAACAAGAUUGUCGAAUUCCAUCGUUUAAUAAACUGAAAAUACAGAGCAAAUAUUUAAUUGUUUGCUGACAGGGUGCACGUAGCAGUCAUAUAAGGAAGUCAGAUAUAUUAAAAAAGAGUUCAGUUGACUGUAGCCGCAUCGCAGAAAAGUCAUGGAAAUGAAAAAUUUGACUGGAGGUGAAAACCUGCAAACAAUUGCAGAACUUGCCUGCUCUGAGGAAUUUACUGGAGAGGUACAUGGCGAGCUCGUUUUUCUCUCUGUCAUUAACAUUUUUUUGUCAAUUACAGCAUUUUUGGGGAAUACUCUUAUCCUAGUUGCCCUUCGCAAGGACACAUCAAUUCAUUCGUCAUCAAAACUCUUGUAUCGUAACCUAGCGAUAACUGAUCUUUGUGUUGGUAUCGUUGCCGAGCCUCUGUACGUCGCUCAUUGGACAUCUGUGGUGAACAAAAGAUGGGAUAUUUGCCAUUACACAGAUUUGAUAACCUAUUUCCUAGGUGUUACUUUGUGUUCAGUGUCGUUGAUAACAAUGACCACAAUAAGCGUGGACAGACUUCUUGCUUUGCUACUGGGUCUCAGAUACAGACAAGUCGUAACUUUGAAAAGAACACGUUUGAUCGCAAUUGGUGGUUGGAUUGUGUCCGUUGUCGGUGCAUCUACCUCCUUUCUGAAUCCUCUUAUAGUUUCAUUGUACCAAUAUAUUGUUAUAGCUCUUUGUUUAGUUACUACAAUCUGUGCCUACAUAAAAAUUUUCAUGUCUCUGCGUCAUAACCAAAUUCAUGGUCAGAACCAUGUUCUUCAAGGGCAAUCGAGCCAAGCAAAUACACUGAAUAAAGCUAGAUGCAGAAAGGCAGUAUACAGUGCACUGUGGGUGCAGGUAACAUUGGUUAUUUGUUAUCUGCCGUACGGUAUAGCUGCAGCUUUAACACCUCAAAGGGGGAUGCCUUUAUCUACUUACCUUGCUUUGCAAUUUACAGGUACUUUAGUGCUUUUAAACUCGUCGUUAAACCCAUUUCUGUACUGCUGGAAGAUCACAGGAGUGAGACAAGCUGUAAACGAAACAUUACAACAACUACACUUCUGUACCUGA
This is a messenger RNA of Porites lobata, 9667 nucleotides long. The record is from the annotation of a GenBank genome assembly. Lineage: Eukaryota; Metazoa; Cnidaria; Anthozoa; Scleractinia; Poritidae.